UAAAGAUGUUGCUACAGAAGAGGUACAGGUAGAUUAGGAAAGGCAUUAGUACACACAAACAGAGAGAGAGAGAGAAGGAGUGAGAGAGAAUUCUGAGGUUUCUUUGCAUUAACUUUGCAGGUGUUUUUAACACAUUCAUACACGAUGAGGUUCCAAAUACUCUGUGUGCUGAUAAUUUAUGUGGGAAUAACUACAGGCCAAGAACCAAUGGAUGUAACCACAGAAGAAACUUCAGAACAUGAUGAUGAACCCUGCGAGAUUUUGAGCUGUAGUGAGAAUGAAUAUUGUGGAGAGAAAAAUGGCAUCCAUGGCUGCUUCUGUAAUGUGGAUCAUCACAGACCAAACCCUGAUUUUUACGAUGCCACUGAAAUGUGUGAUGGCAGCUCUGGCACCAUGUCUCUGUCCCGCUGUCAGCUGUUUGAAGCUGGAUUUCCUGAUAAUAAACUUCACUUAAAUGACCCCAGCUGCAGAGGAACAGUCCAAAAUGACAGACUGGUUUUCCACUUUGAUAAUGAUAACCACAUCUGUGGCACACAUCUCACGGCCAAUGGCACCCAUAUCAUCUAUGAGAACCGAAUCCUAGGGGAGCUGGACACAGCAGGGGGCAUUAUUAACAGGAAGAAAACACUGGAGCUUUCUUUCUCCUGUGUGUAUCAGCUCAAUAAGACAUUAAGCAUGGACACAGAGCUCAACCCUAUUCAGAGCAUUGUUAACAGGCAUAUUCCAGAUGGAGUGGGCAUGUACCAGGUCACAAUGAUUCCCUAUAUGGAUGCUGGCUUCUCUCACCCUUACACUGGCAGUGUGAAUAUAAUGGUGGGCGAAUCAAUCUACAUAGAAGUCUCUGUUCAAGGAGUGGACAGUCGUCAGAUUGCCCUGGUGAUGGAUACAUGUUGGGCCACACCUGUAAAUGAGAAGCACUACCCUGUCCACUGGGAUCUGAUUACUCAAAAGUGUCCUAAUCCAAAAGACCGCACAGUGGAGGUUCUCAAGAAUGGUUUAUUCACAACUGGACGAUUCUCUUUCAAGAUGUUUUCUUUUCAUGAAGAUGAACCCAAGGUCUUCCUUCACUGCAGCAUUCACCUAUGCUUGCUGAAAGAUCAGAACUGUGCAGUGGUUUGUCCCGCUAGAAAACACGGCCGUCCAGGCAGAUCUACAAACAUCCAUGAUAGUGCCUCCAUCUCCAUAGGGCCUUUUAUUUGGUCCACUAAAAACAAAGGCUUUUAGGCUCAAGAUGAAUAAAAAACUUCCCUUCAUGGAUUUCCUGAGCACCAAGAUGAUUCUCUGAGUGUAAACAUUAAGAGCAAUGAUUAUACUACUUUUAAUUUAGCUAUUAAUCAAUUUCUGGCUUCAAAAUCAUAAAAAUCUUUAUAAUCCUUAUUUAAAGUGUUGCAUCUCUUUCUCUGUCUCUUUUAAUGAUUUAACAUUUAGUUAACCAAAAGGGAGUUUUAGAUUCAUGUAAUUUGGGGAUUUGUAAUCAGAAUUUACCAUAGAUUAUAUUGGAUGGGAGAUGAAUUUCUUCAUUUAGCUAAUUCAAUAAUUAGUUAGGUAAAUAAGUAAGCAUUAAGUAAAGUCAGGCUGUAAAUUGUGCUUUUAACAAUGGACAUUGUCUCAGGCCAGCUUUACACAAAUAAAGUUCACACGCACUCCUG
Molecule: messenger RNA, 1649 nt
Organism: Silurus meridionalis
Lineage: Eukaryota; Metazoa; Chordata; Actinopteri; Siluriformes; Siluridae
Product: pancreatic secretory granule membrane major glycoprotein GP2-like
Exons: 11
Coding region: 145-1224 (359 amino acids)
Source: RefSeq, a predicted model, not a curated record